Lemur catta (Ring-tailed lemur) is the source of this 1530-nucleotide messenger RNA. RefSeq names its product serine protease 33. Gene Ontology annotation, molecular function: serine-type endopeptidase activity. Gene Ontology annotation, biological process: proteolysis. The transcript is spliced from 6 exons. Bases 16 to 858 code for a protein of 280 amino acids. NCBI's taxonomy places the organism in Eukaryota, Metazoa, Chordata, Mammalia, Primates, Lemuridae. The record is from RefSeq and is a predicted model, not a curated record.
AGCCCCGAAGACAGAAUGAGGGGGGCUUCCUGCCUCCAGGUCCUGCUCCUGCUGGUGCUGGGAGCUGUUGGGACCCAGGUAAGGAAGUCUGCAGCCUGCGGGCAGCCCCGUGCGUCCGGUCGGAUCGUGGGGGGCCGGGAUGCCCAGGAUGGAGAGUGGCCCUGGCAGGCGAGCAUCCAGCACCGUGGGGCGCACGUGUGCGGGGGGUCGCUCAUCGCCCCCGAGUGGGUGCUGACAGCUGCGCACUGCUUUCCCAGGAGGGCGCUGCCGUCAGAGUACCGCGUGCGCCUGGGGGCGCUGCGCCUGGGCCCCACCUCGCCCCGCGCGCUCUCAGCGACUGUGCGGCGGCUGCUGCUGCCCCCAGACUACGCCAAGGACCAGGGCCGUGGCGACCUGGCGCUGCUGCAGCUGCGCCACCCGGUGCCCUUGAGCGCCCGCGUCCAGCCUGUCUGCCUGCCUGCUCCUGGCGCCCGUCCAGCACCCCGCACACCGUGCUGGGUCACUGGUUGGGGCAGCCUCCGCCCAGGAGUGCCACUCCCAGAGUGGCGACCCCUGCAAGGAGUAAGGGUGCCUCUGCUGGACUCACGCACCUGUGACCGCCUCUACCAUGUGGGUUCGGACGUGCCCCAGGCCGAGCGCAUAGUGCUACCAGGGAACCUGUGUGCUGGUUACAUUGAGGGCCGCAAGGAUGCCUGCCAGGGUGACUCUGGGGGACCCCUGGCCUGCCUGCAGUCUGGGCGCUGGGUCCUAGUGGGCGUGGUGAGCUGGGGCAAGUGUUGUGCCCUGCCCAGUCGACCGGGUGUCUACACCAACGUGGCCACAUACAGUCCCUGGAUUCAUGCUCACCUCAACCUCUAAUGGUGGCUGGUGAUGUUGAUCUGGAGCCAGACUCUGGGGUCCCUCAGCCUCUGGGGACCUACACAUGCCCCCUCCUCUUGAUGUGAGGCUGAGAUGCCUAAUAAAGCUAAGGGGCCACUCGUCCACCCAUCUGCCCAUCCCCUGCCGCCUCUUCUCCCUGGGACUCACCGAAUCUCACUCCACCCCAUCCAGGUGUCUUUCCUGUGUCCUGGAGGUCACACUCCCUCCCCUCUUGGCUUGUAUUUACCUUCCUCAGCCCUAGCCAGGGCUGGGUGCGGGGGACCCAGAGAUGGGCAAACCAGCACGUGCACCAUCCAGGCCUACAUGCUCCUCUUUUUCUGGAGGGAGCCAGACAGAUUUGGAGCAUGGGAGGGAGAUUCUCCAUUGCUGUGUUGAAGGUGGAGAGGCCACAAACUGUGAGCAACAUUUAGGUGCUGACAGCAGCCCCAGCUGACAGCCAUCAGUGAAACCAAAUCCUCAGACCCACAACUCCAAGAAACUGAAUUCUGCCAACACCCCAAAGGGACUUGGAAGUGAAUUCUUCUUCUGCCUCCAGAUAAGAAGCCCGCAGCCAAUCCCUUGAUUUCAACCUGGUGAGACCUUAAGCAGAGAACCUACAUGAGCCACUAGACUUCCAACCUACAGAGUUGUGAUUUAGUAAAUUUGUGUUGU